AUGUCGGGUAAUCGAAACUACGACUUCUUAAUUAAACUACUCCUAAUCGGCGAUUCAGGAGUAGGCAAAUCGUGCUGUCUGCUUCGGUUCAGCGAAGACUCAUUCACACCGUCCUUCAUCACGACUAUCGGCAUCGACUUUAAGAUCCGCACGAUCGAGCUCGAUGGUAAGCGCGUGAAGCUGCAGAUCUGGGAUACUGCUGGCCAGGAGCGAUUCCGAACUAUCACGACGGCUUAUUAUCGCGGCGCGAUGGGCAUCCUCUUGGUUUACGAUGUCACAGACCAACGAUCUUUCGAGAACAUCCGAACAUGGUUCGCAAACGUAGAGCAGCACGCCACGGAAGGCGUUAACAAGAUCCUCAUCGGCAACAAGUGCGACUGGGAAGAGAAGCGCGUGGUGUCGACGGAACAAGGCGAGGCGCUUGCCAAGGAGCUCGGCAUCCCCUUUCUCGAGGUAUCCGCCAAGAGCAAUAUCAACAUCGACAAGGCCUUCUACAGUCUCGCCGGCGACAUCAAGAAGCGUCUCACCGACAUUAGCCCCGCGCAGCAGGCCGCAGCGGCCGGUGGCCAGGGCGUCAACGUGUCCUCGGGACAGAGCAGCGGCCUAGGCAAGUGCUGCUAA
Molecule: messenger RNA, 621 nt
Organism: Daldinia childiae
Lineage: Eukaryota; Fungi; Ascomycota; Sordariomycetes; Xylariales; Hypoxylaceae
Product: GTP-binding protein ypt2
Exons: 3
Coding region: 1-621 (206 amino acids)
Biological process (GO): protein localization to plasma membrane; regulation of exocytosis; protein secretion
Cellular component (GO): endosome; plasma membrane
Molecular function (GO): GTPase activity; GTP binding
Source: RefSeq, a predicted model, not a curated record